Messenger RNA from Lepisosteus oculatus (spotted gar), 2003 nucleotides. Lineage: Eukaryota; Metazoa; Chordata; Actinopteri; Semionotiformes; Lepisosteidae. The record is from RefSeq and is a predicted model, not a curated record.
CAGAGAAUGGUAGCAUUUACCUGUUAGCGUUAACUAAAAAGCCAAGCAGGAACUGAACCCUUAAGAAGUGUCGUACUUUGUAUCAAAGGGCUGGGCUUUCCACACAGAGUGCGGGAGCUGGUGUGUUUGGUGACCCAGAAUGGACCGCUACAGGUAUUUCAUCUUCAACCAGAGGAGCAUGGUCGUGCUGGGCAUCCUGCAGAUCGCCUGCGCGGGGCUGUGUGUGGUCUGCGGCUUCAUGGAUGCCGCUUUUAGGAAGGACACCACGCUGAGCCACACCAGGGCACCACUGUGGGCCGGAGUGGUUAUGGCUAUCCCAGGAGUGUUAGCUUUGUUUUCCUCCCAGAGAAAGAAUCCAGUCUUGGUGAAUGCAAUGAUCGCAGUUUCAGUGUUCUCUUGUUUUACCACAAUCAUCAUAGUGGUCUACUCCUCCUUGACGUUAAGCUACGGCGAAGACGACGAUGAGCUCUUUCAUCCUGAUCACAUUCACACUCCGCAAACAAAGUUUAUCCUGAGUAAGAUUGUUAAAGGCGCGAACAUCACGAUGCUGCUGGCCUGCUCCUUCAGCAUUGUGCUGGCACUCUUCACUGCCUUCCUGGGCUGCCGGAGCCUCCCCUACUGCGCCUGCUACGACAGCGUCACGGGACUGGAAACACUGGUUUCACAGGAUGACCAGAAUCCACAGACAGAGCUGAUCUGCACCUGGCAAGGUAGAGGAAAAUCACCACAUGGCGACGACAGGCUGUUCAAUGCCCCUGUGCAGUUCAGUGACCGGACUGUGGAGCAGGAGGAGGAGGAGAUGUCUUCCAAACCUCCACCUUACAUCCGGCUGGCUUGAGACAGGCCACUUAGAGGAAGACUGACAUCCUGUUUUGUGUGUUCUGGCUAUUUAUAAGUGUGUGUUUGUAACGAAGAAGACAGCUAUUUUUUUAUAAAUCUUAAUUAAGUACUACAUUGCCCUCUGUCUGAAGGAUAUUGAAAAUAGUUACAUUAUGGAAGAUGUGCUGAGAGAGAUUUAGACAGGUCAAGGUUGAGUUGUUUUAGGUGGUCAUUUAUUUUUUUUUGGCUACUGUCCAAACACUGGCCUUUUUCUCCUCAGACUUAUUUUUAUAUUCUAGACCUCUCCUAGUCUUCUGCUUACCAAAUUUAAGCCACAGGUCAAACAAGGACAGUGCUGUACAGUCUAAACAAUUGCUUAAAUGUUAAUUCCAAAUCAGAAACUCAAAAAUUGUGAUCUUGGAAGAAAAUCAGUUAGUAUUAAGACAAGCUUGGUAAUUAUACUUUCACUGAGGAAGACUGGUCCUCUGCUGAGGACAGGUCUGAGAUUAAUCUUCGUGUGUUUGAGCUGUUUGCCCUUCAGUCUGACACUGGUGUAAUCUUAUAUUCAGUUAUGGUACAGAUGGGGAAAAGCAUUCUCCUUUUCUAGGGAGAAGCUUCACUGCUGUAUGUUUGUCGUAAAAUUGUAGUGAUUUCUAUUGUCUUGAUCAUUUGGAUGAAGCCAUGCUAUUGUUGUGACAGUUAUGCUUGUUCUUUUUUGUAAACACGUGCCCCCUCUUGUUUGAAAUGAUCCUCAAUCUGACCUUUGAAAGCUUUGUUCAAGAGACAUUGAGUGGAAUUUACUAUAUACACCAAUCAAAAAGACCCUGUAGCUGAAAAAACAACCCAGGAAGGGAAUAAGCUUCAGCUAGCUACAUGACAGCUUAACCAUCCUACAUAGUUAAACAAACUAUACAUACAUUUUUUCUCAUGUUUUCUGAAGUUGGGAGGGGUUUUGAACACACAGUACUGUACUGAAAUGUGCCAUUUCCUUUUACCCUUAGGAAACCAGAUGCAGUCUAGCAUACCUUUUAAUUCUCUGAGCAGUUGCCAUGUGUGGAAUACAAGGUGUACCUGAAUGCAUCAUUUACACCGAUUUGGACAUGAUCUGGCAUCCAGAUUUAAAUGUGUGCAAUCAUUUUUUUAAUUCUGUAAUUUAUGCCUAAUAAAAGUGUUUUAAUAUGAAA